AUGAGUGAAACUGCAUCAAGUGCAAUUGAUAAAGCUGUUGCUGAUACAGCAGCUCAACAACAACAAUUAUCUGAAGCAAAUGAAAAUUCAGAUAAAGCUGUUUUAUUAACUGAAUUUGAACGAGCUUUAAAUGAACAUCUAGAAGCUAUUUUACUUAAAGCAAGACAAGAUAUUGAGUUGUUACAAGAUGCAGCUAAUCAACAAAAAAUGACUGUUUUUAAAGAAGUACAAGCACUAGCUCAUCAACAACAAGUUGAUCAAAUUACAGAAGAAGCCAUCGAACUUGCUGCUGAAAUUACACAACGACGAAAUUUUGUAACAUGA
This is a messenger RNA of Rotaria sp. Silwood1, 324 nucleotides long. The record is from the annotation of a GenBank genome assembly. NCBI's taxonomy places the organism in Eukaryota, Metazoa, Rotifera, Eurotatoria, Philodinida, Philodinidae.